Messenger RNA from Pelagomonas calceolata, 1959 nucleotides. The record is from the annotation of a GenBank genome assembly. Lineage: Eukaryota; Pelagophyceae; Pelagomonadales; Pelagomonadaceae.
AGAGGAGGCAAUUUGGCACGUCGCUAGCGCGCGCGAGCGGACGACUGCGCGCGUUUGCGCGCUGCAGUGGUCAAACGCGGUCGCAGAGGAGCCAAAUCUAACAGCUCAAAACGCCGACGACGCGCACAGACACAGAGCAACACACUGCUCUCAAUGGCGGCGAUGGACCUUGUUACCGCGCUCCCGAUAGAACGCAACGCGACCGAGUGCUCCUGGACGCAGCGAAGUAGCUACGCCCAGGGCGACCUGCACGAGGACCUCGUCGCUGAUAUCAGUGACGCGGUGCCGAUCAACGCGGCCCCGGACGUGGAAGUACGUACUAUUGCGAUCGUCGGGGACCGAAAUGCGGGAAAAACGACGCUGCUCCACGCGUUGAUCAACGAGCACGACCGCGACUGGCUGCGCGUGUCCUCGUUGCUACCGAUCGUGGCUGGCGUGUUCGAGAAUAGGAGGUACGGCGGUGGCCCUUGCUCUCCAGAAAGACCGCCCGUCGCCGAGCCGCCGUAUCUCGAUACGGACGUCGCGUCGUGUACGGCUCUGCUAUCCGCAGAAGAUUUUAGAUUUCUAUGUUCGGAGUUUGAAGGAAUUGAGCCCUGUUCUGCUACUUCCGCAUAUGUGGCGUUGAGACUUGUGGAGGUCGGCGGCGACCACCUCGAGGCUCUCGUUGGUCAGGCGACGCCGACGCAGUUACCGCUCCUCGAAGCGGCGCUAGAACGGUCGAAGAGUGUACUCGCGAAAGCCGACGCCCAUGCGUAUUUCUUGAACGCCAAAUCACUAGUUGAGGAAGGUGAUGCUCCUGCUAAACUAGCGCAACGAAUCGACUGGCUGCGGGCCUUGUCGGGGGACGCGAAGGUGUCCCUGUACGUCUCGAGGGAGCCCGAUCAGGUGGAUAUCGCGAAGAUCAUCGACGCGCUGCCUCCCUGUUCCGUGGAAGAGGCCGAGGAGGUUCGGUUUGAGGAUAACGAUGAUGACGACGACGACGCGGAGAGGCGCGCGGUCCUCGCGGCGCUGCGGAGGGAUACGCAGGCGACGCCGCUGUGUCGAGCGCUGAAAGAGCGGUUGCCGGUCGUGUCCGCGCGGUCGGUGCACCACGUGCGCCCGGGCCACGGCGCCUCCAGUAAAGUCGACGCGGCGGGGCUCGUGGCGUUGGUCGUCAGUCUACUGAGACGACGACGCCAGGUCCCGGACGAGGACGCUUCACAACGCUACUUCGCGCGCCACGUGACGGAGUGCUGCGCGAUGGCGGCGACCACGGUCGAGGACGGCGUCAACGACCCGUGGGUCGACGCGCGGCGGUUUGGGGACUUUGUGGGGGCUCGUGAUGGCGGCAAUAGUUGUUGCGGCAACGCGAGCGUGGCUGUGGCCGCGGCGCCGGCGUCGCGGCGCUUCGGGGACGUGGCCGCGGGAUUAUGUGAGCGCGGCGUCCUCGUGCGCCACGCGAAGCACGGCCACGCCGCCGUGGUCGUUUGUGGAGAGGGUUUUACAUUAGUACCGCCCUCGCAAGGCUGCAAACGGGCGGCUUCGGCCAUGGACGUGGAUCAGCCGAUGGAGAUUCCCGGCGUCGCGGCCCCGGCCGCGUCUGAUACGUUGUUCUGCCGCGCGCCGUUUUCUCCAUCAUUAAGACGCGUCGUUCGCAAGGCGACGGAGCACGGCCUCGUCGCGGGUCCUUCUGAUGACUUGCCGGCGGCUUUGAGACCCGCGCUCGCCGACGCGAUCGCCGCGCUCGACCGCGACCUCGCGGGCGCGUUGGCUGCGCUGGACGCGUCGAGGCCGGCGUCGCUGCGUCGGGUGUUGUGGUACGCUGAAGAAAGGCUAGCGGCGGCGCGCCUCGCCGGGCAUAGUGGUGACGUGGAGGUAGCCGUUGGCGCUUUGCCGGUGCAGGCGUUGGCGCACUAUUCUUCCGCUGGUGUUUCCGAUUCGGCUUGGGGGGUGGUCAGGGUUAAGAGUUGUUAGAUUGUU